Molecule: messenger RNA, 540 nt
Organism: Saccostrea echinata
Lineage: Eukaryota; Metazoa; Mollusca; Bivalvia; Ostreida; Ostreidae
Product: complement C1q-like protein 3
Exons: 2
Coding region: 1-540 (179 amino acids)
Molecular function (GO): protein binding
Source: RefSeq, a predicted model, not a curated record
AUGUUAUUUGUGGUGCUUCAGACAAACUUUUUUGUCUCGGAAACAUCAUCGCCAUCAGAGUUUAUCAAAGAUUUUAAAGGGUAUAUGAGCGCUUGCGCAGAGAUUGGCUUGAAACCGAAGAAAGGAUGUUCCUCGACGACUCCUGUGAUUGCCUUCCACGCCGCUAUUAAAUCUGACCUCAGAAACGUCCCUGUAAACACAAUUAUAAAAUUUGAUGAUGUUUUGUUGAAUAAAGGAAACGGAUUUAAUCCCAAGACAGGUGUUUUUACUGCACCAGAGGACGGUGUCUACUUCUUCCAAUGGACAUUUAUUUCAACCAGGAAAUCAACAGUUUACGUAGAGGCAGUGGUAGAUGGCGUAAGGAAGGCAUCAACAAGUGUGAAUGAUCAACAAAGUAUUCAUAUUAGUACGUCAGGACAUUUGCUUUAUGAACUGAAGAAAGGAAACAAAGUCUGGAUCAGAACACUCCAUGUGACGGCUGGAUACAUGCAUGCUAACAAGUACACUUACUUCUCGGGAUACAGGAUAAACUAUAUCUAG